Messenger RNA from Penicillium soppii, 552 nucleotides. RefSeq lists its product as uncharacterized. NCBI's taxonomy places the organism in Eukaryota, Fungi, Ascomycota, Eurotiomycetes, Eurotiales, Aspergillaceae. The record is from RefSeq and is a predicted model, not a curated record. The transcript has 2 exons. Bases 1 to 552 code for a protein of 183 amino acids.
AUGAGAAAACCGACCUUAUUACUCCUUAUAUCCUUUCGCUCACCUUCAUUCUUUCAAUUUUAUCAUUCAUCGGGCAAAGCUCGCCAACAUGUGCAUAAACAAAAUCAAAUCUGUGGCAUUUGCUAUACGCCAAAGCUCCAACAUCAAAAGUCAAGUAAUGCUCCGAUCUAUCAUCUUUAUGAGCCCAUCGAAGAAGCAGAGAGAUUGGAAACCUACAACGUUGAAGCCCCCAUAACGAUUGGCGAUCAACUUCACGACCGCUAUUGGGUAGUCCACAAGUUCGGUCACGGCGCAUAUUCAACUAUUUGGCUGGCUCAAGAUCAACAAGUCAACAAAUCGAAAUCCAAUCCACCCGAACCCAAUGUGCUCUCUGAACUCAAUAUACCUCAACAAACUCAUACCAUGAGCCUAGGAAGGCCAAUGGCUCCUUCAAUAACAGAUAAUUUCAAUAUCAUCGGUCCAAAAGGCACACACGCCUGCUAUAUCACUGCCCCGGCUAGGGUGAGCCUAUCCGAGUCGAAUGAUGGAUCUUACAGUGGUCUCUUCUAUUGA